This is a messenger RNA of Prorocentrum cordatum, 1133 nucleotides long. The record is from the annotation of a GenBank genome assembly. NCBI's taxonomy places the organism in Eukaryota, Dinophyceae, Prorocentrales, Prorocentraceae.
ACCCAGGGCCCCGAAGGAAGCCCCAGCACGGCCCGAGGGGGCAUGUUGUGAGUUUUGUCUUCCAAGCCACACUUCCGACAGAUUUUGCAAGGCACGCGUCAAGCCCUGAGAGCGCCCCUGAUCAUGGAUAUCGGUGUUCUUUUGCCAGCAUUUGCAACAUACUAUAUUGAGAUCACGAAGUGGCGUGAGGACACCCCGCUCAGUGUCUACGGCACGUUGGCGGAUUUCCUAAUGUCUUGAUGGACAUGAUCCUUCUCGAAGUUCUGUCCUUGCUUUCUCGCCUACUAGGCAUUGUUGAGCAUCGCAUUCACCAGAUUCAGAAUGUGCUCCCCUGCAAGGCCGCCGACUUUCUGCAGCAAGUUCACACACCGUGUGCGCAGCUGGUGAAUGACAUUGGACCCCAGCUUGCACCUCUGGGUGUUCCACUACUCUGCAUCGCGAUCAACUUGCUGUCUGAAUGCGCACAACUUUACAGUGUUUUAAAGGGCUUUAUGAUAAGUCCUGGUUGCCCACACCUUGACGACUGCAUCCACACCUCGUUGUUGUGUCUUUUCAUGGUUGUUGAAGCGUUGGUCAUAGCGGUUGCACCUCUUCGCCUCUCGUCAGCAUUGGACGACUUGAAGGAGCGUCUCAGCGACACGCGGUGCAACAGUCCUGAGCUUCACGCUCAACUGCAGGCAGUGGAAACAGUGCUAAAUCAGGCGAACGGCGGGCGUGGUUGGGGGAUCAAAGUAUGCAGGGGCGUAGUCUUGCACAAGGACUUGUUGCAAGCCACUUGCAUCAGAGCGGCGCUAGUGGCGACGGCUGUGUUGGCGUUCCUUGAUUCGCAUCUGGGUUUCGAGAAGGCCAUGGGGGAGGAACACACCAGCAUCCAGCACGUGAUGGAGAGGGAAAAUGCCAUCGAGGCUGAGAUGUCGAGCAUCCGACACAUGCUGAUCAACAUGACGAUGCUCAUUCAGAAUCGCAAGUGAGAAGGCAGCAGUCCAGGGCUUGCCUUGUCAGUGGACGAGUUGCUAGGUUCACUGCCACAUCAUCUCGGCCUCAACCCCUCCCAGGCAGAGUGCGGCAAGGUAAACGAGCAGGACGGAGUGCAGGUCGUGGAGGCGGGUAGCAGGGAUGGAUCCCCUUGGGCC